Molecule: messenger RNA, 6236 nt
Organism: Pollicipes pollicipes
Lineage: Eukaryota; Metazoa; Arthropoda; Thecostraca; Pollicipedomorpha; Pollicipedidae
Exons: 40
Coding region: 21-6236 (2071 amino acids)
Biological process (GO): signal transduction
Source: RefSeq, a predicted model, not a curated record
GGAGUACCGCAGCACCGACCAUGGCUGGCGGCGCGCUCCGCUGGCUGCUGCCGCUGCUAUGGGCGACGGCGGGCCUGCGCGGCUCGGCGGCCUCCUCCGCCGCGUCGACGCCGCCCGCCGGUCUGCUGGCCCGCACCAUGGGCCUGCUCGGCUGGGGCCCAUCGGCAGGGGUGGACCGGCCGGCAGCCGACAACGCCACCGAAAUCGUGGAACGCUUCAGCACUCGUCUGCGUGUCGGCUUCGCCGAUCGGCUGAAGGCGGUAGGACUAGUUCACCAGUCCGCCAGGGAGCGGCAGCACCAUCGCACCAAGCGCAACCACCCCAUACAGCUACCGCUGACCAGAGACGAGCACGGUGUGGAGGUGCUGACUGAUGAUGGAGCUGAGCUGGUGUGGGAGAUUCCUGCUGCAGGUGCACAUCAUGUGCACAUCUUCAGUGACAAGGGCAAAACCUAUGCUCUGGCAGCCUUUGGGAGAGGGUCGAGGGUCAGCUGGCUGUAUGAGCUCAUGGACAACGCCUGGGUGCCGCGCUACAACUUUUCGUCGUUCGGCACGCUGCGGUUCACCUCUUUCAUGCGCGAUGACACGCGCUACGUGAUCGGCGCCGAGUUCGACUGCGUCAACAACCGGGCCGACAAACGCGGUCUGAUUCUGUACGAGUUCGUCGGCGGCGAGAUCCGCUAUCAGCACGGCCUGCCCGUGGCGUUCCCCACCGACGUGGCCAUCUGGAGCGACUACGACACCUUCCACAUCGGCGUGGCGACGGAGUUCGAGCGCCGGCCGGACGGGAAUAAGAACUACCAUGCCAACAGCAGCAUUUUCAAGUGGACGGACGGCAACUUUCGACAGUACUCUCUGCCCACAUACGGCGCCAAGGACUUUGAGCACUUCCAGAUGCAGAACCACUUCUUUUUGGCGGUGGCGAAUCACCAAAAUAAUGAAGGCAGUCUGAACGUGUACAGCGAGAUCCUGCGGUACAGUCUGGGCUCAGGCCAGUACCGGCCGUACCAGCGCCUGCUGACGUACGGCGCCGUGCGCUUCCGGCACUUCUCCUGGGGCGAGGGCGUGGGCGCCGAACACUUCCUUGUCGUGGCCAACCAGGCGGACCGCGAGCCGGGCGACGCGGAGGCCAACUACCGCGUCAACUCGGUCAUCUACAAGUUCUCGCGCAUGCAGUUUGUGUCAUUUCAGUGCAUCCCCACGGUCCGCGUGCGGGACAUUCUGCCUAUUUGGGGGCCGCGCGGCGGGUUCGUGCUGGCUGUGGUGGACGACGAUGGCCUUAAGUUGUACCAGUACACCGGCUGGCGGUUCGUGCUGUCGACCUUGGUGCCGCUGCCGCCGGUCGCCGACGCCGCCACUGAACUGGCCGUCUUCACGCACGAAGGCUUCGUCCACCUGGCCGUGGGCAGUCCUGGUGGGCCGAGUUACCUACCGACCAUCUACCGCCUGCUCUUCCAACGGCGCACCGACCUGCGCGACCUGCACCAGCGGUGCAUGACCUGGUGUCAGGACCUGCGCGUGCGCGUGCAGGCGGUGCGGCCGCGCGUGACCGGGCUGGGCGUACGCAUGCAGGCGGCGCCCCGGCUGGACCAGCCCGUCUCGUUCGCCUCACUGCAGCUGAGCGCCGCACCGCGCGCCCGCAUCCGCUCGGUGGCCGUCAACAAUGUACGGCUGGAAACGAACACGCUCAACUCUGGCCUUCUGGAGCGGCUCAAGUCGCUGCAGCGGCGACUGCAGGCGGGCAUAGCCUCGCUGGCCGGCCUGCACCACCAGCUGGCCGGUGCCGUCUCAAUCAACGCCAACCACACCUUCUCCAAUGGCGUGACUGUCACCGGCCCGUGGCACCUGAACAACGCCCACGUCGGCUCGCUGCGCGCCCAGCGGCUGAACGGCAUCGGGGACUUGGCCGGCUUCCUGGCCGACGUCAUCUGGACGAACCGGCCGUUCGUCGCCGGCUCAGCGAAACUGGCGUUCGGCUCGCUGGUGGUCCAGGACGGGGCCAGUCUGCACGUGGGCACGCUCAGCCACAUGAACCCGGACAGCUUCGUCACGCUGAGCGGCAACCACGUGAUCACGGCCAGCAAGGUGGUCCACGGUCACGUGACGGCGGGUGACGUCACCGUGCUGGGUCUGGUGAACGGCGUCUUGAUCGACACAUCGACGGCCAUCGUGCAGAGUCUGCUGCCGGCCGGCGCGUCCCAGUUCGGCACGGUGACAGCGACGAGCCUGGACGUGCACCUGAUCAACGGCAUCGACGUCCGGACGCUGCUGCAGCAGUCGAUGUCCGUCAGCAACGGCACGCUGUCCGGCCCGCUGCACUUCGCCGGGCCCGUGGUGAUCCAGACGGCCUCCGCGCAGACCAUCAACGGCGUCUCUGUUGACCGGCUGCUGCAGCACGCGUUCACCACCGCAGGCGGCCAGACCAUCGCCGGCGCCUGGACCGUCGGCACCCUGCACGUGGUCGGCGGACUGACUCUGCGCGGCACGCUGGGCGGGCUGCGCGUGCCCGACGACCUAGUGCUGGUGCACCGGCCGGAGCUCAGCUACCACGUCCAGAGUCUGACCUUUUCCACCGUCGCCGCGCACCAGCUGAUCGUCACCGACCGUCUGGGCCCCGUCAGGGUGGUGGACGGUCGCCUGCAGGUGCUGCUGACCUCCGGCGAUCAGCUGGUGACGGGUCAGAAGAUGAUCGGCACGCUGCACCUGACGGGGGACUCGCUGGUGGAGGGCCUGAUCAACGGCGUGAACGUGUCGGCGGCGCUGCUGAACCAGGCGCUGGACCAGGCCACCACCGUUGUCCACGGCGACAAGGUGAUCAACGGCAACGUCACCUUCCUCUCGGACCUGCAUCUGACGGGCCUGCUGAACAGCGUCAACGUCACGGCCCUGCUGGACUCGGCGCUGAAGCUGACAGACAGCACGCUGCCGCCGCUCGUGUUCCAGGACCUCGUGAUCUCCGGCGACCUGCAGACGACGCUGCUGAACGGCCAGGAGCCCGCCGACUGGGUGCUGACCGACGCCGACAGCCAGGUGGUGACGGGCAGCAAGACGCUGGUCUCGCUGUCGGCGCGCCGCCUCUUCGUGGACCUGCUGAACGGCCUGCUGCUGGACGACUUCUACCUGAGCGUGCUGCGCACCAGCGGUGACCAGCAGGUGCUGGGGCCGCUUCUGUUCGUCACGGACACGGCGUUCGGCACCCUGACGGCGGGCGCGGUGCAGUGGCAGGGGUACGACCUCAGCGAGGCCGUCACCGUCUCCGGCACGCACACCAUUGCAGGCUCCAAGAUCUACACGUCGCCGCUGCAGGUGGCCGGCCUGCACGUGACGGACCUCUGGGUGGACGGCCUGAUCGACGGCGUCAACCUGACCUCGCUCCUCUCGGCGGCCAACGUCAACGCCACAUACACGAUAGUGACCGGCUCUCAGAACUUCACCAACAAGGUGACUGUCUCCACCCUGAUCGUGUCUGGCCUCAUCAACGGCGUGAGCCUGCUGGAGCUCUUCCAAGACGUGGUCCGUGACGGCAUCGUCAACGGCGACCUCGUCUUCCAGAACAACGCCACUGUGGACGACUUAAAGUUUAUCGGCACGUUUGACGGUAUGAGCUGCGACGAGUUCGGCUCGGCCUGGCUGACGACGGCCGGCGGCCAGGCGCUGGCGGCCGGCUCCCACCUGACCGCCGGCGCCGACCUGACCGUGCUCGCCCUGCACGUGCUGCCGGACGGCUCGCUCAACGGCGUGCCUGGCGACCAGCUGUUCGCCGGGCUGAUCCGGCUCGGCGCCCCUGUCGUCAUCAACUCCAACGUCACAUUCAACCGGCUGGUGGGCGACGCGGUCGCCGUGCGCCAUCCCAGCGUCAACCUGACUGACGUCGUGCGCCAGAACCUUAGCGAGAUCCUGCUCGGCUCGAAGGUGUUCCUGGGCGGCAUGUACGCCCUGGACACGCUCACUGUCACCGGCCCGGUGAACGGGAUCCAGCUGGAUGACGUGUGUCAGCGGGUGGUCCGCACCGACACGCCCAACACCUUCGCCAGCCUCACCGUCAACGGCAACGUGACCCUCCACCGCGCGAUGAACCCGCUGUCCUGGACGCUGAACGGCCUGGACUUGAGCCGGCUGGACCGCCUGGUGUGGCUGCGUGACGCAGAUCAGACCCUGGCCGGCCACAUUUUUCUGCAGCAGCCCUUGUUCGCCAGCGUCGAGGUCCAGACGCUGCUGGCGGGCGUGCCGCCCGCGCCGGUGGACCUGCUGACCUACCUGCGGCACCAUUGGAACCUGCUCCGGCCGCAGACUGUGACCGGUGACGUCACGUUCGGCGGCGGCCUCACCGUGGACCAGCUGACGGCCAAUCAGCUGACUGUGACGGGCCGGGUCAACGGCAAGGACCUGAGCGCGCUGAUGGCCUCGGCGCUGACCGUCGCUGGUGGCACGGUCACCGGACACUGGACCCUGCCCGACCUUAUCGUCAAUGGUCCCCUGAUGUUCACCAGCCUGAACGGCAUCCCGGCCGACGCUCUGGUCAAGGACUCGGCCACCGAGCUGCGCUUCAGCUCACACCAGACUGUGUACCGGCUGACUGUCAGUGGCAACCUCAGUCUGCCGGACGGCGGCCAGGUGUUCAAUCUGGACCCCUCGAAGCACCUGCACAUCUCCAACUUCCUGCAGCGACACGGCACGUUCACGGUCUCCUCUGACGUCACGUUCGGCGCGCUGACCUUCACCCGCCCGCUGAUCGUCAACGGCACGGUCGGCGGGGUGCCGCUGCACCAGUCGUCGGUGCUGACGCUGUCCAGCGACCAGACAGUGCGCGGCCACACUUGGCUGCGGCUUGCCGGUGGGCAGUGUCUGGUCGCACCCAAUCUGGACACGCCCAGCCUGAACGGCGUCGACCUGCGCCGCCUGCUAGGCUCGGCGGUUCGGCUGAACGGCUCAUACAACAUAACAGCGUACUGGACCUUCACCAACAUGCCAUUCUUCAUCGACUACAACGUCACCAACUCCGCCGCGGAGCAACAGCUGUACGAGCUGCUGCAGCUGCUGCUCAACGCCCAGGACCAGCUGCAGUUGGUGGACGAGGCAGUAGCCCGCCAGUACGUCGCCACCGUCCAGUACAUCUACCAGGCCCUGCUGGACGCCCGCGCCCGGCUGCAGGCGGCCAGCUACCUGCAGUACUACGUGCAGACGCAGAGCUGGCGGUCCGACGUCAUCCGGUUCGCGCCCGUCUACCUGGACGGCGAGGGCCAGCCGCCCACGCUGCUGCUCGCUAUUUGGGAUACCCGGAUCCGGCUGCUGCGCUGGGCAGCCAGCGCCGGAGGCGUUUUCGGCCAGUGGACGGACGGUCCUGCGUAUCCUGAGGCGCGGCUGGCCUGGAUGGCCGGCCUGAUGCGGGCCGCCGGCACGCGGCACGCGGCCGUCGCCCGCAUGGCGGCGCCACCGGCGUCUGCCGCCGUCCCCGACCAGGUGUACCGCUGGGACGACCCGGUGUUGGAGCAGCUGCACGGGGCCGUCAACUACAUAUUCCUGUACCAUCGAAACGUCCUGGUCCAAUCACAAGCCAUGCCCAGCCAUAAGACGGUGGAUGUGAAGAGCCUGCAGCCGUCCUCCUCGCACGACUGUUUCCUGUUCGUGCACUUCCUGGGUAACGUGUCGCACCUGGCCUGCUACCGGGACGCCCAGACCAAGUUCACCCUCCACCAGGCCAUCGACACGCACGGCGGACGACAGGCGUCCGUGUACUCUGCCGCCGGAGAGGCGUGCGUGGCGGUGGCCAACAGCGGCGCCGGCGGCCGGGUGGACCUCUGGUGCUGGGCGGCGGCCGCGACCCGGCUCACCCUGCGCCAGACCAUCGCCUCGGCGGCCGUCGACGUCAGCACGGCUGUCCUCGACGACCACCUGGUCAUGGCCGUCGUGCGGGAGGCCACGCACAAGUACGACGGCAUCGUCAACACGUACAGGUUCGAGCCGAUCAUCGGCAAGUGGGCGCAUGCGCAGACGGUGCCCGUGCGGGGCGUGCGGUCGGCCCGCCUGCUGGCGCUGCCGUCCGGCGAGCUGAUGCUGACCUGCCUGACGGACGACGGCCGAGCCGUGUACCUGCUGUACCGCGGCGCCGCGUUCAACCUGGCCGGUCUGGCUACGCAGCUGGCGGUGGCCGGCCGGUCGCGGCCCGACAUGUUCGCGCUGCAUACGCACUACCCGGCCGCCGUGUACGCCGGCAAGUUCAUGGGUCAUGAGUGGUAG